Molecule: messenger RNA, 536 nt
Organism: Spirodela intermedia
Lineage: Eukaryota; Viridiplantae; Streptophyta; Magnoliopsida; Alismatales; Araceae
Source: the annotation of a GenBank genome assembly
AUGGUAUCCCUGUCCUAAUGCAAUACAUAUAAUAAAUUACAGCCCUCAACAUAACUAUGUUAGGAAUAAAAAAUAUUUAAAAUAUAUAUAAUGAAUGAUUCAAGGACUCUUGUUGCUAUUAAGUACUCAUCUACAUCAAGGUGCUGAUGUAUAGUGGGCUCACAUAAGUAGAAAUAUCUUGGAUUAUUGAUUUUUCUAUAUUUCAGGAGAAAAAUAAUAGAAAUAAGUUAAGUGAAAAUUUUAAAUUAAUUGAUUCAAGGAAUAUCUGAAUUAUUAUGUAAAAUAUUUGAUCUAUCCUUUGAUUAAAAAAUUGACUUUGCAUUUUUUACUAAUUGUAAACUUUGAAAAUUAUGACGACUCCUUUUAUUUAUUGCUCCCCUCCCCACCUACUAAUACAAUAUUAAUUUUUUUCAUAAAUGAUGUGCUAAAUUUUAUUCGCGUCUGAAGGCAUAUAGUAAUAAGAGUGUGACUCGGUGUAUCUCGUUCAAAGUUUUACUAUGUAUCAGUCUCGUUAUUACUUGAUAAAUGGUUUUUGA